Molecule: messenger RNA, 1102 nt
Organism: Acanthoscelides obtectus
Lineage: Eukaryota; Metazoa; Arthropoda; Insecta; Coleoptera; Chrysomelidae
Source: the annotation of a GenBank genome assembly
GUUGAACGAAGCGUUCUCGUUGUGGUUAGCUUACCGUCGCUGGAAGAGACAAAAACGGAGGGAAAAUAGAAUGUAUUUACUACAUCCAAUUCUUCAUGAUAGAAUGACCCAUAGUAUGUUUGAAACUUUGUAUCCAAAAUUAAGACAACAUGAGAAGAAAUUUUUUAACUACUUUCGUAUGUCCGUGAAAUCGUUUGAUGAUUUACUCUUAUUAAUUGGAGAAGAUUUAUUGCCACGUGCAAAUUAUGUUCCGCGCAAGGAUGUUGUUUCACCAGAACAGAAACUCGUGAUAACUUUAAGGUACUUAGCAACUGGCUGUUAUUUUGCUGACUUACAUUAUGCCUAUAGAUUAGGAAAAUCAACUGUAAUUGACAUCGUUCAAAAAACUGUGUAUGUUAUUUGGAAUAAGUUAAAAGAUAUAGUAAUGAAAGAACCUUCGACAGAAGAGUGGAUGGAAAUUGCAAGAGGAUUCGAAAAAUAUACACAUUUUCCUAAUUGCAUUGGAGCGGUUAAUGGGAAACAUAUUAGAAUUAUAAAACCUUUAGAUUCCGGCUCUAUGUUCUACAAUUAUAAACAUUUUUUUCGACUGUGCUGCUUGCCGUAUGUGAUGCAAAUUAUUGUUUUAUCUCUAUAGAUGUUGGAGCAUGUGGGAAGAGCAAUGAUUCAACGAUUUUUAAAAACUCCACAUUCUUCAAAAAAUGUUUGAACAUUCCGGGACCAAAACCAGUCUCAGAAAUUCGUACAACACGUUUACCUCAUGGUAUAGUUGGAGAUGAGGCAUUUAGCUUAUCAGAACAUAUUAUGCGACCAUAUUGCGGCAAGAAUUUAACCAAAGAAAAACGAAUAUUUAAUUACCGCCUCUCUAGAGCAAGACGUUAUAUUGAAUGUUGUUUUAGAAUCCUGGUAAACAAAUGGAGAAUAUUUCACAAACCACUCAAUGAAUGAAUGAAUUUGCGGAAAACAUAAUUAAAGCUUGUUGUGUUCUUCACAAUUACGUCAGGUUAAGAGAUGGAUACAGAUACGAAGACACAUUGUUCGAAACAGCUCUAGAUGGUCUGAGUACGACUACAAUUCGACCUGGUGUAAGGUCUCGAAACACGAG